Capronia coronata CBS 617.96 is the source of this 6924-nucleotide messenger RNA. RefSeq lists its product as uncharacterized. The record is from RefSeq and is a predicted model, not a curated record. The transcript has a single exon. Bases 1 to 6924 code for a protein of 2307 amino acids. Gene Ontology annotation, molecular function: mRNA binding. NCBI's taxonomy places the organism in Eukaryota, Fungi, Ascomycota, Eurotiomycetes, Chaetothyriales, Herpotrichiellaceae. Gene Ontology annotation, cellular component: THO complex part of transcription export complex. Gene Ontology annotation, biological process: mRNA processing; mRNA export from nucleus.
AUGCCCCCUCCAGCCGGGGCGAAGAGAAAGAGAGGGGAUAGAACAUACUCAGAUGACCAGCAGUAUUCGCGUCCCUCGCCGCAUCGGCCUGGCAGCCUGAAUCUAGCCCACCAGGGCUCCUACCAGGGAUCGGGUAAUGAGCGCGAGUAUACACCGACACGAGGCAGGGGUGGAAGGCGAUUCAGCAGGGGUGGCAGAGGCGGAAAUACCUCGUCUAGCCCAGUGAACAACCCUGGCGAUAUACCUGCUACACCGAUGAAGACACCUUCUGCAGACCUGGAAUCGAACAGCACCAACGGCGCCAUGGCGGUCAGCCAACAGUUCGACGUUACCGAUAUCCCCCUUACGAGUCCUCCCCCGGAGUCUCAUCCCUACUACUACACGUAUCUCACCAAGGAGAUUUGUGAUUCAUGGCAGACGGGAGGAAAGGAGAAUGUGUUACAACAGGGUUUAGGCGCACAGCAAGAGGACGAGGGAACCACUCUUGCGGCCAUUAUGCAGGAGCUCGUACACUCAGUUGUUUAUGGAAGACUCACUCCGUCGGAUGCUGGUUCCUUGGUCAAAGAGAUCCUCGACAAUGAGAACGCGACAGGCGAUAUUGCGGCGGCCUCUCCUACAACACCAUCGCAGGCUACACUGCUGGAUUCGAUAUCUGUGAUCUUUGAAGGAGACAGCACCAUGCCGGUUGAUCGCUUGUCAGCUUUCCUGAUCUCAACCGGACUAUCCCCUGGCUUGUUACGCCUCGAACUAGAUGCGCCGUUGCUCGAGAAGCUGGAUCUGAUCAGGAACACCUUCAACCGGAUGGGUAUACGGAAACAAACUAAUCUGUUGUAUCGACAAGCCAAUUUCAAUCUGAUGAGGGAAGAAUCCGAAGGAUUUGCGAAACUGAUGACGGAACUGUUCACAACGAGCGGCAACGAGCCUCCUACUGCCGAGGUAGUCGAGGACACGGUCGAAAAAGUCAAGGCUAUGAUCGGCGCCUUUGAUCUUGAUGUUGGUCGGAGUCUGGACGUUGUUCUCGACGUUUUUGGAGCAGUCCUUGUCAAACAAUUCCGCUUCUUCGUCAAAUUCCUCCGUGCCAGUCCCUGGUGGCCACGGUCGUCAGGCCUGGGAAAGGUGAGGCCAGUGCUUACAGGACUGCCUCUCUGGGCAUACCCAGGCUGUGCUGAAUGGCACCUCACUGAAGAGCAGAAGCAGCUUGUUGCAGCAGAUGCCGAUGCUCGUGAUCAGGACUUUUGGCCUCAGGCGCGCGAACAAGGCCUUCAAGCGUUCUAUCUUCUUGGCAGAUCGCAAGUCACCCAGGACCAAAUUGAUCUUGCAGCAUCAUCAGGUGAUGAACUAUUGGUGCAGUGGGUCCAACAGACGGGCACUCUUCCUCCGGGAGGAAACCGGGAUGCUGCGCAACUUCUGGGAUUCAAGCUGAGAUUCUACUCAUCGUCUCCCGCACGAGAUGAAACUGACGUGCUUCCGGAUCAUCUCAUAUACCUUGCUGCCCUUCUGAUCAAGAUUGGCUUUAUCUCACUAAAGGACCUUUAUGCCCACAUAUGGAGGACAGAUGACGAGAUGGAAGAUCUGAAGCAACAAAAGCUCAAAGAGAAGGCGGAAAGAGAGCGAGCCGCGAGACCAGGAGCAGGAAUGAAGAACGCACUGUUGAUGGCGGGUGCUCUGGCCGACGAUACUCUACCCGGCAACUCUCGCCUCAAGGAUUCGACGACACGUGCUAGCACCCCCUCCAAAGAGCACGAGGCCCAAAAGCCAGCCGUCAAAGAUGCGACCGGCCCCGCAGAUCAGAAGGUACUCUUGUUGAAGAGCUUACUCGCAAUUGGGGCCCUGCCGGAUGCGCUUUUCAUCUUAGGCAAAUUUCCAUGGCUGAUCGAACUGUUCCCUGAGCUACCGGAGUACAUCCACCGCAUCCUGCACCAUUGCCUGAGUAAGGUAUACGGCGAAGUACGACCUCUCCAAGAUCGCCCUAGCCUUCAUGUCCCGAAACCGACGUAUGAGACCGACUUGCCAGGCCUACAGAAGGGUCAGGUCAGGCUCGUUGAGACUCCUGAGCGGAAAGUAUUGCGUUGGGCACUGCUCGACAAGACUGACAGUGCUGAUGGCACCGAUUACCGAUUCUAUUGGGACGAAUGGAGCGACAACAUUCCGGUCUGUCAGACUGUUGAAGACGUUUUCACACUCUGUGAGACCCUGUUACCACUCGUUGGGGUCAAAAUAGGGCAGGAUCCAGCUCUUCUCCUCAAGAUCACCCGCAUCGGCAAGCACGAUCUACAGACCAACAAGACCGAGCAAUCUCGCUCUCGCUGGUUGGAUCUCAGCCAACGGAUCCUCCUUCCGGCUCUCAGCUUGACAAAGUCAAAUGCUGGUGUUGUGAAUGAGGUUUUUGAACUCAUCAGCAACUUCCCGGUCAGCACCCGUUAUCUGAUGUACUUGGAGUGGUUGACGGGUAGGACAUCCCGCAACCCAGACGUCAAAGCUGCAUUCGAUCAGGCCAAGGCUGAAACUAAGGACAUCCUCAAACGCAUCUCAAACACGAACGUACGGCCUAUGGCACGGUUGUUGGCCAAGAUUGCGUUUGCAAAUCCCCACGUCGUCAUUACAACUGCUCUGACACAGAUCGAAGUCUACGACAGCAUUGCAGAGGUAUUUGUGGAAGGUGCCCGUUACUUCACUGACCUCGGCUAUGAUGUCCUUACAUGGGCAAUUGUGAGCUCGAUGGCUAAGGCAGGGAGAAGCCGGAUACAAGAAGGAGGCAUCUUUACAAGCCGCUGGCUUUCGGCUCUUGCUCAAUUUGCCGGAAAGAUCUACAAACGAUACGGCAUGAUGAAGCCUGGCCCAAUCUUGCAAUAUGUCUUCGAGCAACUCGAACAGGGAAAUAAGACAGAUUUGAAAAUGCUGGAGCAAAUCACAGUCUCCAUGGCAGGGAUUGCGACCGAUACAAACUACAACGACGCCCAGCUACAAGCCAUGGGAGGCGGGCCACUACUCCAAUCGCAAACGAUUCUGCAGCUACUGGAUCGGCGGCAUGAUUCCAAAAAGACCUCGGAACGAUUAGUGAGAUCCUUACAGGAGACAGGCCUGGCCGCAAAGUUUCUGAUCUCAAUGGCUCAACAGCGGCAAGCUUGUGUAUUUGAGGAAGCCGACGUACCUUUAAAGGCCGUUGGCAACACCUAUGACGAGGUUCAUCGAGUCAUGGUGCAGUACCUCGAACUUUUACGAUGGAAUCUCCCAUUUGAGGACUUCAAAGCCAUUAUCCCAGACGCGGUGAGCUUGCUCAUUGACUACGAGAUCCAUCCCGAGGUGGCCUUCUGGAUCAGCCGCCCAAUCAUUACCAGACAAAUGGCCGAGUACGACCGAGACCACUCCAAAGAUAUACGCCCGGAUGAAGCUGGGGUGACUAAAGAGGCCAAUGGUGACGUUGAAAUGGCGGAUCAGAUCAAUGCAGGUUCUGAAGAAGAUGGCGAAGCUGUCGAGUCAGAACAAGUUGCGAGUGAUUCGCCGACCGCAAGCGACACAAUUGGCUCUGCUCUGGAGCUUGAUUCAAGCAGCAGGACGCCGAACCAUUCCGAAGCUCCGCCAGAAGAUCGCUGGCAUCCUGUCAUGAAGGAUGUCAUGACCGCCAUUUCGCCUGUUGUGCCUGGGGACGUCGUCGAGGUCAUUGGCACCGGCUUCUAUACCACCUUUUGGCAAUUGUCGCUGUACGACAUCACCAUUCCUGGCAAGUCAUAUGAGGACGAGCUAUCACGCCAGCACAAGAAGAUUGCUGCGAUCUCCGCAGACCGUUCGGAUGUGAGCUUAUCCGGGACAAGAAAGAAAGAAAUGGCAAAGAAAGAGAUCACAGAGCUCAUCGACAAGCUACUAGUGGAGAACAAGCAGCACCUGAAAGCGUUUGCUGAGAGCAAAGCUCGCCUGCAACGCGAAAAGGACCAAUGGUUCCACGGAAAAGCAAGGAUGGACAAGCAGCUUAACACGGCACUCAUGGAACACUGCUUUCUCCCUCGGAUUCUUUUCUCGCCUUUGGAUGCCUAUUUCUGCUUCAAACUUGUCAAAUUCCUUCACGGAGCUGGUACGCCGAAUUUUCGUACACUCGGUUUCUAUGACUUAAUUUUCAGACCAUCUCGACUUGUGUCCCUGAUAUUCAUGUGUACGUCGAAAGAGGCAGACAAUCUUGGCAGAUUUCUCAAUGAGAUUCUCAAGGACCUUUCGCGCUGGCAUGGGUCGAGAACAAUCUACGAGAGGGAGGCAUGGGGUAGCAAGAAAAACCUACCGGGCUUCGCUAUGAAGGUGGAGAGUGGGAAAGUCGUGUCUCUGCUGGAUUUCGAGAGCUUCCGGAGAGUGCUCUAUAAAUGGCAUGGCAACAUAUUCGCAGCGCUCCAGAAGUGUCUCACCUCUCCGGAAUACAUGCAUGUCCGGAAUGCUAUAUCUGUUCUGCGCAUUGUGUCUGCAGUGUAUCCGGCAGUCAAUUGGCACGGGACCGGCCUUCAGAAAGCUGUUGACAAAUUGAACGAAUCCGACAAGGAAGACCUGAAGGUAUCAUCGCAAGCUCUGCUCGGUGCCUUACACAGAAGAGAAAAAGCAUGGAUGAUCCCGCAGGCUUUUCGUCAAGGUCAAGAGAAGGCUGGCGAGCAUGACCAGAAUGGUCCCCCGGCCAAGAUGGAGAUUUCAAAGAACGCAAACUCAACGGAGAACCCGUCAGUGAAGAGCGAGGCCGGAAAUGAGACAAAGGACAUUGUUAUGGCCGAUGUCCCAGCGAAGACGGAAGAUAGGGCAAAUGUGGUCAGAGAGGAGCCUGACAGUUCCGACCGGACUCACAAGUCCCACGCCUCUGUUGAGCCUUCCAAACCAGGCUUCCAAGCCCCGUCCGGCGAAAUUUCGAGACCGUCCCCCUCCAAUGGCGCUGCUACACCGGCGCCUCAAGAAAUUGAACCAAUUGCACCGGCGAAACGGGAUGUGAGGACUCCGCGCGCAGACUCGAGCAGGCCAUAUGGUCAAUCCAGACGGAUAUCACCUCCUCCAUUACCGCGGCCUCUUCCUGCAAGUCUUCCCAGCCGCCCAGAGCCUGCUGACGGACGCAACGGUCACCGAGAAGGCCCUCGUGUAUCAGCCCGACAACCUGGAGAUGCUGGAAGGUUGAUGCCCGAAGCGCGAACCAGCCACAGUCGGGAAGUGAGGGCGGGUUUUCGUGGCCCAGAGCCUCCCUUCGAUGACUACGACAGGCAUUCUCGCAGAUAUGAGCGCCCCGAUGGUCCGUCGCAUGCCGGUAGGGAUGAUCGCGGCUAUGGUCGGGAACCUCAACGAGGUGGCCCCUAUGAUCGUGUACCGAUGCCAGAUCGAGAGCGCCCAGCUGUUCGACCUCCACCCGCCGAACGUGAGAGAGAUGGCAGAGAUGGAACUCCCAGAGGACGAGCCCCACCACCUGGCGAACAGGCUGGCUUUGACGCGGCCGCUCCUCAGAUCAAGGACCCUCCUGCCCACUCGUCACAAGUCGCCAUCAAUCCGGCACGUGCUGCACUGAUCGAGAGCGGUUCAGAGCCACGACAUCUCCCCUCGCCGAAGGGCAACUCUCACGAUAGGCCAUCGAGAUCAUCGCGCCCAGGCUCUCCACGGAGGGAUGAUGACCGGCGGUCAUUUUCCCGACGCGAUAUGGACGAGCGAUCCUACGCAAGUCCGCGGUCAGAUCCGUCAACUGGACGACAAGCCCCUUACACGUCAGCUUCUGCGGAACCUUCUUUAAAUGGCCGGUCCAAUGGACCUGGCGGGUACAAGAGGGAAUCACGGCAAGGGCCGCCAAUUGACAUGCAGCAUGGUCGACUUGAGCAGGAGUCCUCACAGAGACCAACAAGCGCAAUGGGUGGAGAACGCUCUGCGGAGUUGGAUGUACCUUCGGGUCCCCGAAGCAGACCGGGUCCUGGGGCAGGAUCAAAGAUGAGAGCCGCUCCGCUGAAUACACAGCCGUCUCCGUCUUCCUUCCCUGACCGACCCACCCCAACAGGUCCUUCGAGGAGGCACGGACGGACCAGCUCAUACAAUGAAGCACCAUCUACGCCGAGCACUUCAGUUGAUGCCGUGGGUGUCCAUCCGUCACGUGUCAAUCAGAUCGAACCGGCCGGGGGCGACGCGGCCCGAACAACGCAGAGUCAACAGCAGAACCACCCAAGUGGUGCACCGGCCGGACCCAGAGGUAAUGCUCCUCCGGGCGCUCCGUCUGGACCUUCGCCCACGACUAGGGGACCCCCUGGCGGGCCACACGGGGGAGAUAUGGGCGGACCCAGUGGGCGCAACAAUCGUCAUCCUCUCGCAGCCGUCAACAAUACGCUGGCUCAGGCUGGUACAUCGAUUCGAGGAAGAGGAGGCAUGCGACAAAACAGCUCUACAUUUGGGUCACACAUGGCACCCCCUCCCCCACCACCACCACCAGGCGGGCCAAGCUCGAAUGGCUAUCCGACACAACAAGACCUGUUUGCAUCCUCUAAUCCAAACGAUGUACCAGUCGCUACGAGACCAUCCUUAUCCCGACACGAUAGCACUCGAGAUCGCAGGAGCGAACUGGUUGACGAACGGGGAUCGGACAGGAGGUCGUCUCGCCAUUCAAGCCGGCACGAUGAGGCUCGUGGUGACCGCGACUAUAGAGGCGAGAGAGAUGGUCGGGAUGCGAGAGAUGAUAGACACGGGACAACCGACUCUUCCAGGCGGGAUGAGAGAACAAGUCGCCGAGACAAUUACUCCCAAGACAAUGACGACAGAAGGGGAGGAUACGCAAGAUCCGGGCCACCGAGGGAUGAUCAAUUAUCGGCGCGGAAGCACGGCAGAGGAGACGAAGGUCCCCCUUACGGGAGCGGAGGGCCUGGUCAUGGCAACGGCGGACCUAGAGGUGGCUCUAGAGCUGCUAGUGAGAGCAAACGGAUCAGGCGCGGACCGUGA